Molecule: messenger RNA, 758 nt
Organism: Mya arenaria
Lineage: Eukaryota; Metazoa; Mollusca; Bivalvia; Myida; Myidae
Product: complement C1q tumor necrosis factor-related protein 6-like
Exons: 3
Coding region: 23-715 (230 amino acids)
Molecular function (GO): protein binding
Source: RefSeq, a predicted model, not a curated record
GCAUCUAUUUCACUUUUUGAAAAUGGUCGCUUCGGGCACGAUUUGCUUGGUUGUGGUGUUGCUUUUUACACAAACCGCAGCUGAAAACGAGAUAUUAAACAGAAUCACAAAGUUAGAAAAAGAAUGCAGUAAGCUAAAUUCAAAUGUCCGCGAUUUGCAAUCAGAAGUCGAAGGGCUGAAAGCGGAAAAUAAAUGGGGAAAGGAGCAACUACAGCAAUUGACGGACGCCAUGUUUACUACAGAAGGUAAACUUCGAACACGCCGACAAGGAAAUGAGGAAACUGAGAUUGCCUUCUUCGCCACGAUCCGAACAUCCCAGCCCCAUCUAGGCCAAGGUCAAACCAUCAUAUUUGACAACGUGGUAACGAACAUCGACUCGUCGAAUUCUGUUGGCGGAUACAACAAAAACACCGGGACAUUUACUGCACCUGUCGAUGGACUGUACGUAUUCUCUGCAACGCUUGUCACAGUUUAUGACCAGUCAAGCCAUGCGAACUUCUUCAAGAACAACCAACGACUCACCAUUAUGUAUUUCCAUGGAAAUGCUAUACAUGAUCAUGACAAAACGUCACAGACAAUUGUCCUUGCCCUCCAACACGCAGACACCAUCUCGAUCAGAGAAACUGAGAACGACAAAAGCUAUUACCCUGAUGACCACUGUUUGUUUUCUGGCUUUCUUCUCAGACAGCACUUUUCUGGUGUAAUUGUUGGGUGAACUUGUCUGUAAUUUUAUUGUAAAUACAAGUACUAGUAUUUCA